UAGGUGUUAAUUGAUUCGAGCUCUUUCUCUGACAUUAAUGGAUUCAGUGAUUGAGAUUGUUCCUUGAGAUUAAUGGAAGUUAACAGUAAUAUUCAUUAAGCUCCAAGCGAUGGAUCCAGCAGUCAGUAGCACUGAGUACCCCAGUGACUACAUUGACAUUGUCAAUGAGAUCAACGACUUCAUAGCCUCACUGGACGCCCCUCCCCUGGACAACCACACCAAGGAGCUGGUGGGGAACCCGCAGCGUCAGAACACAUUUGGCAACCAUGACGCGGGGCUGUCUGAGUCAUGGACGCCAGGCUCACGCAGCCGCCACACCAGUGGUGAGAAGAAGGUGAACAGCCAGCUGUCGCUGUCUCAAAGUGGUGACACCUCUGUUGACGUCGGUGACAAGAUGCUGCCGUUUCCUCCAGUGGAGGAUGGGGAGCCUGGGUUCAGCACCUAUGAUUACAUAGGCUCGGAUAGGUCACGGUCAACUGAUUUUGGCGACUACAGUGACCUGAGCAACUACAGUGAUGUCAGUAUCGGCGACACUGACAGCGGGUGCUACAGCCAUUACCAGCACCCCACCAGCGAGGCGGUGCCAGUGUCUAGAGAGCCCAGAACACCAGUCACCCUAACGUCAUCUUGCCCGUCCCACUUCUCAUCCCCCUCACACAGCACCACGGGUAGCCUGAGGGGAGCGCCCUACCUAUACCAGUCUGUGUCCUCAUCCCCCAGGCACGCCCCCCAGUCCUUCACCUUCUCCUCAGCUCACCCCCAGUCACCAGACCGGCUGAGCGCUGAGUUCUGCUGCGACCCCCGCCCUGACUCUGUAGACCAGAGGUUCCACCAAGUCGGCUCCAGCGCCAGUACUCUAGCAGCCGCCUCUCAUCAUUGGACCCCAGUAGAGUCAGAUUACCAGGCUCCAAGCAACAUCCCUAAGGUCCCAGAAUCCCCGGUGCCUCAAAGAAAAUCUCCAACCAAGACCAAUCCUCUCUCUACCUCUCCUAAGGCGCCAGAUUCUGGCUGUGACGACAUCUACUCCUCCAUCCACAAGACACCACAGACUCAUGGCUCUCCUCAAAAACUGAACAUCAAAAACAGGUGGCCACCGGUCAGUGAAGCUGAGCUGCCCACAAGGGAGCAGCCCCAAAGGUCAGGGAAGAAAGUUCCAGAAGAACCCAAGAUGAAAGCUGAAGACCCUACCCAGUCUCGGCAGAACCCGGUCCCCAUACCAAUAACCCGGGUCCCUGACCUGUCUGUGCUGAUAUCAGAGCUGCGCUCAGCCAGUCCCAUAUCAGAGCUGUCCCCCAACUCUAGGUACACGGCAUCAGCCAGGUCGGAGGCGGGGCCUGCUCUUCCUGCUAGGUCAGAUCACUAUGGCGCUGCUCUUCCUGCUAGGCCGGAGCAGUAUGGCCCUGCUCUUCCUGCUAGGCCGGAGCAGUAUGGCCCUGCUCUUCCUGCUAGGCCAGAGCAGUACGGGCCUGCUCUUCCCCCAGAGAACCAGUCAUGUCCAGCCACCCCUUCUGGUCACCCCACUAGCAGGACAUUGACCCCAUCAGCCAGCCAGCCCCCCUGUGUCCCACCACACAACCCCCCUCACCUGGCCAAUGGAUUACGCUGCAAGAGUGAAAGCCCUGAGCAUGACUACGAGCCCAUAGAGAACCUACAGCUGGAAGUACCUGCCACCCCUCGGCCACAGACCAAGUUCCCUCACCCUCAGGGACAGGCUACUAUGGCAGAAACAGGGGGACAGCAACCAAAACACGUCAAGGCCAUCUACGGCUUUAAAGGGACCAACAAUGAUGAGCUAUGUUUCAAGAAAGGGGACAUAAUCACAGUCACCCAGUGUGUGGAGGGGGGAUGGUGGGAGGGGACAUUGAAUGGAAGGACUGGUUGGUUCCCCAGUAAUCACACCAAGGAAGUUAAAGCAGGUUAUCUCCCCUUUACUUCAGACAUUGGCUACAAGAACAACAAAACUGGUGAUGUCCCUGUCUACAAGAGGGAGAGCAUGCAGCUCUACCACAAUGUGGUGUUGAAGAAUGUGAUAGAAACAGAGAAGACCCAUGUCACAGAGAUGAUCAAAGUUCUGCAGUCAUACAUCAAGCCCAUAGAGUCCACAAAUAUACUGACCACAGCUGAGUACACACUGCUGGUGGGCAACUUGGAGGAGAUUAUAGCAUUCCAACAGUCAUUUUUAUCUGCCCUGGAGGACUGUGAAAAACUGCCGUCCAGCCAAAGAAGAAUUGGUGGAAUCUUCAUGCAGUUUGCCCCAAGUAUUCAAGAGCUCUACCACUCUUACUGUGCUAACCACCCAAAGGCUGUGGCUGUUUUACAGAAAAAAAGAGAUGAGUUGAGCAAAUUUGUUGAAUCCCAAGGAGCGCCGCCCCCAGGUGCCCAGACUCUGAUCACCAUUUUAUCCAAACCCUUCAUACGUUUAGACAAGUAUCCAAGUCUACUCAAAGAGCUGGAGAGGCAUGUAGAGGAGAGCCACCCAGACAGAGGAGACACACAGAGAGCUAUAGCAGUCUAUAGAAAUAUUAAUAACUAUUGUUUGGAAACUAGAAAAUCAAAAGAAAUGGAACACGAAAUCGUAUCCAGUGUUAUUCAGGGAUGGGAAGGGGAGGAAAUCUCUAAACUAGGGGAGGUAAUACACUUAUCUCAAGUCAAGAUGGUGACACAAACUGGUGAAAAAUUUGAGCGCAUUUUUGUUUUAUUUUCUUCCUGUCUCGUCAUGCUGUCAAUGAGCAAAGGACUCAGCCAUUACCAAUAUGAGGGUAAGAUUCCUCUGAGUGGUCUAAGCAGUUCUUUAUGUGAAAACACAGACAAGUAUCAAAACGCUUUUGAGAUCUCAGGUCCUAUGAUAGAGAAGAUCACAGUUCUCUGUGGAACCAAAGUCGAAGUCAAUUCCUGGCUGGAAAAUUUAAACCACCAGCUCUCACAGACUGGCAACAGCUCAUCAAAACCUCAGUCCCUCCAAGUUCACAUGAUCCCCACCUGCCAGCCAAAUGUCACCACAGUCACCACAGCCAAGACAGCACACAUCACCACCAACCCACCGGCAGCUCUACCUCCAACGUUCCCACCCAAAGCUUCCAGUGUCUGGAGUCUGACCUGCCUGCGACCUUCACCUCCGACCCGACCCACCCUCAUGUGCCGUGAGGAGGUGUUAAAGUCUCCGCGAGCCAACAGAAAAACAACCCACAAGAGAAAACCAGUCCGGACAUACUCAGGAGAGGAAACUGACUGGCAUAGCAAAAAUGACCCCAAGGUCUACAACGAAGACGCCUUCAUCCUCCAGGUGAUAGAAGCGUACUGCAACAGUGUCAAGACAAGACACACAGUCAACUCAUGCAGAAUAGAAGGGCCCAAAAAGAAAGCCAUUGAUGGGAAAGCUAUUCUGACCAGUCCACAAAUUCUUUUAGCAGAAGAUGAAAAAAUCAUUGAUGAAAGCGAGCAGCAAGAGAGGACUGUGGUAGAUACUGUAUAUGCUCUACAAGAUAGAGUUAAAGAACUGGAGCAGGAGCAGCGCAGGCUACGGCUAGAUUUAGAUGAAGAAAAGCGAUGUCGGAAAAAACUGGAGAGUCUUAUACGACAGCAGAACAACAAAUCUAUGGAUGGGAUACAAGAUGGAACCUGAGCGGACUGGUGGGGGUAGACAGCCAAUCAAAUCACACGAGACUGAUAGCCAAUCUAAUCAUGCGAUCUGUGCAAUUGGGUGUACUCUGUUUAAGGAUAGGUGUGUGACGACUGGGGCUGGGGUAGAUGUGUGGGUGUGUGUGGAGGUAUGCUGUAAGUGUGGGUGUGUGUGGAGGUAUGCUGCAAGUGUGGG
This is a messenger RNA of Physella acuta, 3814 nucleotides long. Its product is annotated as rho guanine nucleotide exchange factor 7. The record is from RefSeq and is a predicted model, not a curated record. NCBI's taxonomy places the organism in Eukaryota, Metazoa, Mollusca, Gastropoda, Physidae. Gene Ontology annotation, cellular component: cytoplasm. Gene Ontology annotation, molecular function: guanyl-nucleotide exchange factor activity; protein binding.